UGGGAACCUCCACGAUUAACCCAUCGUUCUUUCCCAACCUCUUUGUCCUUCCAUCCGUUUCUCAACAACCAACACACGACACGAUAUUCCCGACAGCAACAGCAUUAUUCAAGACAGUUUCUGCGUGCGCACACAUAACAAUCGAUUGAAAACCCCAGGAUUGAGAAGAAAAGGCAAUGUCGGGCCCUCGCACAAAGCGCCAAUUCGCCGGCGCAGCCAGCGAUCCCUCGCAACGCCAAAUCACUUCGUUCUUUGCGAAGACCUCGUCCUCAACCACAUGCGCUGAUUCUGCGUCGACUUCCACAAAGCAGACCGCCCUCGAUUCUCCUCAUCUCACACCACAGGUACAAACCGACCUUCUGACGGUCGGCAUGCGGGUCCGCAAGGCCAUCCCGGAAGGCUACAAGACGGGCAGCACCUACAGCGCCUUCUCGCUCUGGGCGGAAACCAACAACAGCACAAGGAAUUCUCGCCAAACUCCGGCAGCAAUUACGCCAGCGUAUGCGUCAACGAUGCGCGAGCUCGAGCCAUUCUGCGGAAUCAAUAAAGUUGGAGGAUUGGCCUUCCAACCAGCACACAGCACUUCUGACGAUGAAGAUGCCAUGCCCGGCCUCACAAGCAGUCAAGAUACGGUAGCCAGCGAUGCAAGCAACUUCACCUCUUUCACGAGCCCCAACCUCAAUACCACCACGGCGACUGCUUCAACCCGCAAACGCUCCUUCACCGCCGAGGAAGACGAAAUCACCUGCAACCCACUACAACAUAACGGCCCCUUCCGCCUACGUAGCGACAGCCACGAUGCUUGGCUUGAAGAGGAGAUUUCGCCGCGCAGCUUAACUCCUCCGGCCGGAUUGUGGCAGAAUGCACGGUUGCUAGCUGUGCCUCGGCGGCCCAGGCAGGGCAGAAAGGUCGCGACCGCCGGGGACGAAGCGAGAGUGGGACAAGAGAAUAUCAUGGUCGAUAUCCAGGGCAUGGUGGAUGGGAAUGAUUUCGAAGAGGCCAGUUUCCUGGAUUAUGGACUGGGCGUGGACGGGAACAUGGAGAUUGAGUAGUGGGGUCUUACGGUUUUUAACAGGGCGAACUGAUGCCUAGGGUGCUGGUGUGUUUUGCAUUGUAGCGUUUUUGGCGUUGGUGGUAUUACGUGGUGUGGUUGGGUUCCGCUUCGAUCGGCUGGGAUGAACGGGUUGCAUUAUACCAUGGUGGUCUUCUGCGAACUGCAUUCUUUUCCAAAGGCAUAUGGCGUUCUAGGUUUUAGCUG
This is a messenger RNA of Chaetomium strumarium, 1258 nucleotides long. Its product is annotated as ribonucleotide reductase inhibitor-domain-containing protein. Gene Ontology annotation, biological process: intracellular protein localization. Lineage: Eukaryota; Fungi; Ascomycota; Sordariomycetes; Sordariales; Chaetomiaceae. The transcript has a single exon. Gene Ontology annotation, molecular function: ribonucleoside-diphosphate reductase inhibitor activity. Bases 177 to 1052 code for a protein of 291 amino acids. The record is from RefSeq and is a predicted model, not a curated record. Gene Ontology annotation, cellular component: nucleus; cytoplasm.